Haplochromis burtoni (Burton's mouthbrooder) is the source of this 607-nucleotide messenger RNA. RefSeq names its product solute carrier family 2, facilitated glucose transporter member 11. Lineage: Eukaryota; Metazoa; Chordata; Actinopteri; Cichliformes; Cichlidae. Gene Ontology annotation, molecular function: hexose transmembrane transporter activity. Gene Ontology annotation, biological process: monosaccharide transmembrane transport. Gene Ontology annotation, cellular component: membrane. The record is from RefSeq and is a predicted model, not a curated record.
CACCAUACAACCUGGAUGUCGUACCUGACCAUGACCUGUGUCUACACCUAUAUUCUCAGCUUUGGCAUGGGACCAGCUGGAGUGACUGGCAUUCUUCCCACAGAGAUCUUCAAUCAGGCGGCUCGGCCGGCAGCCUACAUGAUUGCUGGCUCCAUGAUGUGGCUCAACCUGUUCGUCGUUGGAAUGAUCUUCCCAUUUUUAGUAAGCGGGCUGCGUGAGUACUGCUUUGUGCCUUUUGCAGCGAUCUGCCUGUUGUCUGCACUGUAUGUUGGCCUUUUUCUGCCUGAGACCAAGGGGAAGUCUCUGUCAGUCAUCAUGCGUGAAUUUCACAGGCUCAAUUUCAAAGGCCAGGAAAACCAUUUUGAAGCUCAAACCAAACUUCAGUAUCAGCUGGGCGAAGUGUGUCUUUCCACAGCCUUGUAGACAGACUUUUUCUCCAGAAACAUGCAGUCACACCCAGCGCAUGCCUUACUUUGACCUGAUCUGCAUCAGCGGGAAGAAGUUUUGUGGUUUGGGAGCCGCUUUUCAUAUCUUUGAAAAACAUUAUCUGAAAUGUUUUUCCUGUGAGGAAAAUGGCAAUUAAAAGAAUUUAUCUUUGACUUUUUCA